UGCAUGCAAUUUUUCUCUUCAAACAAGCGCUUGCGGGAAAUUUUUUUUCAAAAUCACCCACCACCCUCCCCCCCUACCCUUAAGAGUUAAAGGGUCGGCCCCUUACUAAACAUCCUCAAGGUUACAUUUCUUUAGCUUUCGUAUACCCGUACAAUCCCUCCCUGUGCUCGAGAAGACGUCCGAGAGAGGGUUGGUGGGGUUACAUACAAGCCACAUUAGACUAGUCCUUCUGUCGUCCACAGUCAGCCCAAGUUGCAAGAUGUAUAUUGUAAACUUGAACUGUGCUAAGAAUUGAUUUCAUUUUGUAUCCAAAUUGUUUUUCCAUCAUAUUUUUUAAAUGGCAAUUGAAAAUAUCCUGAUUUUUGCGCCCGACGAAAGUAAAAUAGUCGUUUUAUAAUUUGAGAUUGUAACUCUUAUUUGAAAAAAAUGUCCUUUGUUAAAAAUGUCGACAACGUUACAAAAGAUCACCACAGGGUGAAUAAUAUAUGCAAUUGAAAUGACAUAUACUGUAUGACAGUUACAUAUUAUUAUUUUUUUCUUUUGAAGAACAGUAAUGAAUGAUUAGAAAUAUAAAAAAAACUGACACGGGGAUACGAAAGAUGUAUAUUGUAAAACUUGAACUGUGCUAAGAAUUGAUUUCAUUUCGUAUCCAAAUUGUUUUUCCAUCAUAUUUUUUAAAUGGCAAUUGAAAAUAUCCUGAUUUUUGCGCCCGACGAAAGUAAAAUAGUCGUUUUAUAAUUUGAUAUUGUAACUCUUGUUUGAAAUGAAUACCCUUUGUUUAAAAUGUUGACAACGUUACAAAAGGUCGCCACAGGGUGAAUAAUAUAUGCAAUUGAAAUGACAUAUACUGUAUGACAGAUACAUAUUAUUAUUUUUUUUCUUUUGAAGAACAGUAAUGAAUGAUUAGAAAUAAAAAAGAAACUGACACGGGGAUACGAAAGAUGUAUAUUGUAAAUUUGAACUGUGCUAAGAAUUGAUUUCAUUUUGUAUCCAAAUUGUUUUCCCCUCAUAUUUUUUAAAUGGCAAUUGAAAAUAUCCUGAUUUUUGCGCCGGACGAAAGUAAAAUAGUCGUUUUAUAAUUUGAUAUUGUAACUCUUAUUUGAAAAAAAUGUCCUUUGUUAAAAAUGUCGACAACGUUACAAAAGAUCGCCACAGGGUGAAUAAUAUAUGCAAUUGAAAUGACAUAUACUGUAUGACAGUUACAUAUUUUUUUUUUCUUUUGAAGAACAGUAAUGAAUUAUAAUUAUGAUUAAAAAAAACUGACACGGGGAUACGAAAGUGAAAGGUAAAUUUUUGUAACAAGUGGAUCAAAUAAAAACAAGUAGGUAAUUUUCUUCAUUACUGGUAUGCAUUUUUGUACUAGUUAAGUUCAAUAUACUUAGCUCUCUCUGGUAAGGUGUUUCCUUGGGUUUUUUUUUUUUUACAUUGAUUAUCUUUUUAGCAAUCUACCAUCAAACCUUCCCAUUACUUUUCACUCAGAGAAUCACUAUCCUUGUUUGUUGCACAAAUUGCCUCUGUUCAGAAAUAGUAUUCAAUUGCAAACAAGAGAUAAAGCAAGUGAAAGUGUUUGUAGCAAGUAGAUUAAGACUAGUAGGUAAUUCUCGUUUUACUUCUAUGCUUAUGUACAAGUAAAGUUCAAUAUACUUUUCUUACUAAGAGUUUUUCGUUAAUUUUCCUUUAAUUUGAUUUGAUUUUUUAAUUUUUUUUCUUUUCAACCAACUACCCUCAAGCGUUUUCCCUAUUUCACAUUUGAUUGACGAAAUUUCCAUCAUUAAUAUUAACCUUCUACUGGGUAUGCUGUGCCUCUGAGAUCACAUGAUAAAAGUGUCUUAAAGUGGAGAGGAUUAUUUACAAAGGAUUGCAUCACCAAAGCACUUAUUACCUACGAUUCGUUAGCCAAUAACAUUUCUGCUCAGCGAUCUUCGGUUACCAAGCCCUCCCAGGGAAUAAUAGGAAGAAAUUUAAUUCAGAGAAAGGAGUUAGGGCAAACGUUUGAUUAUUACAUAGCGUAAAUUUGGGCACUCACCGAAUCCUGAAUGGUUGACACUUGUGCUUGGACGUCUGAAAGAAGGCUGGUUCCUCGAGACCAGGUCGAAGUGCUGUUGUCGCUGCUUCUGAAGGCCGAGAAGCGGACAUGGAUUGCAAAUAUAUCUCCAGUGAACUCGUCCGAACAUGACGACAACCAACCCGAUGCAGGGGACGGCCAAAAUCGGAAUUGUUCUUUUGUGGAUACAGGAUCGCUUUUGCUGAGGCAUGGACAGUGCAUCAAGAGAAUUCAUAAGGAAUUUUAUGAUCUUGAUCCAAGGCACUACUGUGUUAAAGUCACAGCUGAGAUCACAAAUCCAGAUAGUUCUUCCUCUCAGAUGCAAGUGGUGUCUGGUGAUGAUGUUAACAGGUCUGGGCAAGGAAUAAGUUCAAGUGCAUCUAGUGUUUCUCAAGAUUCAGUUGUUGUACCACUGACUACAAGGACUCCUCAAUUUGAACUGUACAAAAAUGCUGUACUGUGUGCUCAGUAUCCAGUCCUUGGUGCAUCCCAAGCAGCUGCUUCCCCAUAUUCACCUGCAUCAUCACCAUUUGAACCUCCAUUGCAAUCUAAAUGGUUAGCCACGGGUGGUGCUGAGUCACAGAGUUGCAGGCGUCAUGAAUCAUCAGAAUCUGACAAUGGACAUGUUUCACCUGAAGUUUCUAUUUCAACCUUGUCAGAGGAGUUGCAGGAGUUGGUUCGGAAUGUCUUUGAACUUAAAAGGCGUCAACACAAAUUUUAUUGUGAGACUGAGAUACCAACGCAAGUUCCUCGGUCCAAGGAGGCACCAAGGUUUCUUGUAGAGGAGUUACUGAGUCAGCAAGUUGUAUUAGAGCACAACCGCCACCCCUUUUACAGAGUUCAGACUUUCAUGGACAACAAUAUUUAUGAUGAAUGGUUAAUAGAUGUUAAAAGAAGGAUAGAUAGCUUGAUCAAGGGCUUCUGGCAGUACUCACGUCCUCUUGUGCCUGAGUUACCCUUGGAAAGUCCAAAAUAUCAUGAACAGUACGUGGAGCUGAUGAACAGACUUUUCAGGUAUGAAAGUAAACCAAAGGAGCUACACCCAGUUUAUCAUGGAGCAGUUCCAAUUAGACCUCUAUCCUCCCUAUCUUGCCAACUGUUGAAAGAAUUUUCCCUAAGAUAUGGAGUAGGAGUGCUUUUCUGCAAGCUUUCAUAUCUGGAAUACUUUGUAAAGUACUUUGAAAGCAACAUCUGGUAUAUUGAACACAUCACUGAGUCUUUACGGGAUGUGAUGAAUCUUAUUUUAAGUGGUUGUCAGGAAAUUUUUGUUGAGGAAGAAUUUAAAAUGCUGCUGGAUAUUUUGUUAAAUCUGCUAAAUCAGACUAAGUACUCCUUGAGUAAAAUUAGGAGGAUUUUUCCUGCUGAGAACAACCCUAACGAAGGUGUUAAAGCAUUGGUCACUCUGUUUGAACUGACUCUGGAAUCUGCAAGACAACUAGAAUCAGAAUUUCCAUCAGUUUUCACAAGACUUCCACAGGCUCAACAAUUCGCCGACCAUUUGUCGGAGGCUCCAGCCUGCGUUCUUGUGGCUUCCUUUGUCGAGAAUGAGAUUGAGGGUCGAUAUGAACGUCUCAAAGAAAACGCCACUGCAGCUUUGGGUCAGAACUACUCGAUGUCAAAGCUUCUGCUUAAGUCUAUCCUGGAACUUCACCAUGAAGUCAGUUAUUACAACGCACAAUACAAGCAGGCGUUCUCUGGGUAUUUUGACAUCAUGAAACUCUCUGCGUGUAAAUUCUAUUCCUUGCUGAUGUCAGAUGUGAAACAACUGUGCGAAAAUCCACCUCGAAACCAACGUCCUAAUGAGGUGGAUUGUUUCAUGUUGUGUUUGGCAUUUCGCUUAUCAAAACUCGAUAAAGAAUGGGCCGAGUACAUUCCUCACCAUAAUCAAAAAUGGCGCCAGCCUUUUCUGGGGUUUGCACUACAAUGGCUGGAUGCUACUGGCCAUUUACUCCAAAGGCGUGUUCUUCAGCUUAUUAGCAGUGAUUUAUGGGAGCCAGUGGCUGUCAUUAUCGAUAGAUCACAAGAACAGAGGCACAAGAGGAAGACACCUCCUGCUCCUCGGUCUGGCUCUGUUCGGUCCUUGACACCUUCUAGUCAUUCUGCUUUCAUAGCCGUGGAACCUGGUGGAUCUCCUGCUAAGUCCUCUGCCGCGAAAGAAAAAGUCAAGAGUGGUAAAGGGAAAGAGCCACUUCCGUCAAGAGAGAAGAGUCAAAAACGCACCCAGCGUGUUGGAUACGACAGUAGUUCUGAGGAAGAUGGCGGAAAGACAUUGAAAAUACGAGCCCAAGUGAAUUUUGCGCGAGCAAACGGUGCUUCCAGUGUGAAGAAGAGACUAUUAGAGCCUCAAACCUGCAGUCAAGUAGAGGCAACUGGUAGAGAAAUAUCGCCCGCAUUAAGUAAUCCAGUAGCACAACCGCUGUCAGGUCUGGAUGAAACUGGGAGGCCAGGAAAAGACCGUGUGCAUCAAGGUACCACGCAAGGUGAAGGUAAACCUGCACAGUCCUCUGAGGGCGGAGAUAGUUCUCUUCUAAUCACUGCUCAAGAACGCCAAGAGAGCACCAUUGAAGUUCACAGUCCAAACAAAGGAACAAAACCAAUGGGUGAAAAAUCUGGUUGCUCCUCAGCUGAUCAGUCAGACGUGACGAACAGUCACAUAAAUUGUGAAACUGUUCAACCAGUACCAAGCGUGAGAAAUAACGACGGAAAAAGUUCUACAUCACCAUCCUAUACGUCUGCCUCAUCUGGGAGACAGGAUGUUUCAAACGGAAAUGUGGACGGGGUUUUUCAUGAACCAGCUUCACCUUCAGAUGGUUCAUUCCUUUCCAAAGUUUCCCACUCGAGGAAUCGAAAUACUCCUUUUGAGAAUGACUCUAGUGAUGAAUCAGACAGUGGGGACUCCAUUCACACGUCUGAUUCGUUUGACUUCAUCGAGGAUAGAGGGAAGGCAAAGGUUAACAAAAAGCGUAAAACAAAAACUGUUCAGCCGGUUGUAGACCCGGUUAAAAGUGGAACAGGACGAAUGGACUAUAAUUCGAGCAAAGACUGCCAAACCUGCCCUGCAAGACACAACUGUUUUGAUUCAGACGACAAGAGAAGUUCAGAAGUACGCAGACCUAGUGCAGAUAAAAGUAAGAAAAGUGCAUGUAUUCCAGUGCCACGAAACAAACGCAUUGAUAAACUACGUACAUCAGGUGCUUCUAAUCUCUCAGAAUGUGGCAGUUUUCAAAGUGCCUCUGGGUCCGUCUUCUCAAGGAGUACUGAGGGCAGUUACCACUCUGCUCGUUCUAGUCCCACCCCCUCGCAGCAAGAUCAGUCAGCGACCCAAAAUGACAGCGAUCAUCACUUAGAUACGAGUCAUUCUCGAGACAACACGGCCAAGAUGUUUCCAAUUUCGAGCUCGUUUGUGGAUGUAGUUGGCGCUGUAAACCGUUUGGCUGCAUUUGCAUGUCACCUUUGCGAGAUCCUUUGCACAGACGAAGGUCCUCAGAGGAGUGAUCAUGCUGCUGCUACAGCAGCUGCGUGUUCUACUGCAGGAGAUGACGAUUUGGAACCCGUAUCACUGGCGAUUAAGAGAGCACUCCACCACAGACUAGUUCAGGUGAUGUUGUCGUUUGUGAAGUUGUACUCGGACAACGUCCUGGGUAUGGACACUUGUGGGUUAACAGAUGAACUUCUAACUGAGUUAUUAGGAGAACGCGUUCAGAGGCAUCUCAGAACACAGAGGGAUGAAAGGAAGAUACAGGGAUGCCGUUACAAUCCCUUGGCUGGCCAAAGCUGUAACACAACGGAUUUGAGGGGUACGCGCAUACCACCAUGCGAGGGAAUGUCCGGAAUGGAGCUGAAUCCUGGUGGAUUUGAACCACUCACGAAACAGAUGGGCACCAGACUGACCAAUGUGGCAAUCUUGAGAAGCACUCUGCCAUGGCUGUUAGAACACGUGACUUCCGCCAUUGCCAAUCCUGAUUUUAUGGAGUAUGACUUAGGUCUCUCCUAUUGUGAGACUGGGCCCAGCCUGGAUGGAAUUUCCAUGGGCAGCACAGCUGAAGGAAGAGCUCACGCUCCCCGACCAACGACAGAUGAACUCUUUGACCCAGGGGUACUCGCCAACUGUACUGAGCACCUUUGCAGACUGGAGAUUUCUCAAGUGAAGUUGAUUUCUUACAGGAUAAACAAACUCUUCAAACAGCUUCUGCGAACUGUACUUGAUCUUAAUCUCCCAAAAUACAGCAUGAAAAAACGUCUGAUGCCAGCUAGGGAAUAUCUGUCCCGUGAAUUGCAGAGAUUUCACGGUGUGCUCUACUCAGAAGACUUCAACAAAUUUCUCUUAGACCUUUGGAGUCACGUGGCUCGGAAUUUCGAGGAAGAAUGCCGUCGUUUGGUGAGAAGGAAGUCUUCUGCAUCAAAACAAAGCCAUCUUCUGCAGCAGGCUGUGUCGUAUCUGAUGCAGUUUUUCUAUAAUAGAGGGAAUGGACUUCCGUUCGAUGAUUUUGUCAAACCAAUGGAUCCUGUCCUACAGCACUUGCGGUUGUACACCACUUCAACAGAUAGACUUAUUUCCAACUGCCACUCCUUUAACAGACAGGUUCUAACCGAGCGACAACAAAAUCGGAAUGAAGAACUGACGUCAUCAGUGAGCUCUAGCUCACGUCUGGCUGAUGCGAAUGCUCCGGCGGAUAGCGUCAUUCAAGCCAUGCGCAAAGAUCUGCACACUUCUCGCAAGUGCUUUUCGGGAGCAGCAUUGGUGGAAUGGGUGGUUAACUUUGUUCGUAACCAUGGUUACGACGAUAUGGGUCUUUGCAUUGGAAGCACGGAGACCGAAACAGGACUUGAGUUAGGUGGGCUUGAAGCCGGUACCUUCUGAGGCACAGGGUUAUGAUCUGUGUUUGUCCACCACCCUAUCUCAAUCGACAGCCAUCAGCUGAGAGAAGAGAACAGCCAGUAUCCGAGGAGCA
Molecule: messenger RNA, 6996 nt
Organism: Stylophora pistillata
Lineage: Eukaryota; Metazoa; Cnidaria; Anthozoa; Scleractinia; Pocilloporidae
Cellular component (GO): secretory vesicle
Source: RefSeq, a predicted model, not a curated record